Messenger RNA from Pseudocercospora fijiensis CIRAD86, 1863 nucleotides. RefSeq lists its product as uncharacterized. Bases 1 to 1110 code for a protein of 369 amino acids. Lineage: Eukaryota; Fungi; Ascomycota; Dothideomycetes; Mycosphaerellales; Mycosphaerellaceae. The transcript is spliced from 2 exons. Gene Ontology annotation, cellular component: cytoplasm; membrane. The record is from RefSeq and is a predicted model, not a curated record.
AUGGACCCUGCAAGCCCGGUCGAAGGCCCAGAUACCUUCAGCCGGGUCCUGCCUCUUCCUUUCCGUCUUCAGUUCGAGCUCGUACUGGGAUUCUGGCUCUGGGCGUUCAAUCUUCAUGCUUUUCACCUCCUGGACAUCGACAUUUUCACUUUGAUACAUUAUCCGGCCCGGCCCACUCACGAUGAGCCAGCACUACACGUCUCGACAUACCGGCUGGCAACGGUGCUGACGGGCAUGUGCAUGGGCGCAAUCAUCCUCUUCUGGAACUUCACGCACGGCCAAGCAGAUCUGGUGAUUGCCUACCACUGGAUCCCGAAUCUGCUUUUCCUGGCCAUCCUCGCCGUUCUGUUCGCGCCACGCCUGCCAUGGACACGGAGCAUAUUCGGCAGCACCAGCUCACAUGGUGUUCAUCGUUUGCUCUACGGACUGCUGCGAUGUGCGCCCGGCGGGAUCGCAAAGGCGAAGGGAGAAAAGUUUGGAGAUGUUCUGCUGGCAGAUGCUCUCACUUCCUACUCAAAACCCAUUUCCGAGAUUUUUGUCACUUUAUGCAUGUUCUUCAAGGGUAUGCAUACGACGGACAAGCCUGAUCGCGCAUGCGGGCGUGAAGUCAUUGUACCAUUGGCGAUCGCCUGGCCAUUCGUGAUCCGCUUGAGACAGUGCAUCAAGGAGGGACAAUGGGCCAACGCGGCCAAGUACGCCACUGCUUUUCCCGUCAUCAUUCUCAGCUCUAUGAUGGGGAAAGAUCCAACGUGGAAAGUGAUAUGGCGCCUAGCGGCUCUGGUCAACUCUCUAUACAGCUUCUGGUGGGAUGUGUCUAUGGAUUGGGACCUGACGCUACUUUCUCGGUACCGUCAUCGCUCGCCAUUCGGUCUACGCCAACAGCGUGUCUUCAGGCUCCCGCUUCUCUACUAUUCGGUCGUGGCUUUCGACCUUGUUCUCCGCUUUGCCUGGUCUUGGAAGCUGUCAUUGGCAUUGGUCUCCCUGGAUGGCAUAGAAGGUGGCGUCUUCCUCUUGGAGAUCGUAGAAAUUCUUCGACGAUGGGUGUGGGUCUUUUUCCGGGUCGAAACAGAAUGGGUGCGCACGACGCAGCCUGCAAGCAUAGCACUCUAAUACAGCCACACGAUGCUAUACUACGCUGGCCUGCCGGGUCUGUUUAAUUCCUCCUACCAACACAGCUCUCGCUAGUGUUGCUUCGCGGUCCCUUCGCUCGGAGUCUAGAACAAAACUCGGAGCGCUGUCGGAUCGCGGAGGAGUUGAGACGCUUCCGAACAUCAUUGGUAGCAUCAGAUGGGCCUGUUCUUCUCUCCGCGGAGCAGCCUUCCCGCUUCCGCCGUCAUGGGUGACAAAGUUGGUGAUGAAAGGCCGCAUGACCAAGAUGGUAGAUGCUAUCAGCGAAUAACACAGCUCUGCCUGACUCCACGAAACGAAUUCAGCCUCAAGGAGGUUCGGAUCCCAUCGUUUGGCAUCCGGAUAGCUCAGCAGGCGGAGGACAGUGAAGAGAAUGACUGGGAGGCGAAAAGCGAACAUGACCACCACGACUGCUUUGUGACUCCAGCUCAGUGCAGAAACACCCCAGACGAGCCAGAUGGGGAUAGCGACCAUGGCAAGCUCGAAUAGACAACCAAAUGCAUCGAGGAUCUCCCAUCGAAGAAGAAUUGCAUCACUGCAGCUGGCGGUGCUCACGCGCCACGGUCGGUCCAAGCCGCAUCUGAACGACAGUACGAACACCAGGGUUAAUGUCCAGACUGAUAUGAGAGCGAAGAUGACUUUGACGGUGUUCCUGUAGGGAUUGAAAGGUGCGAUCCGAAGCAGAAACGCAGCGACGGAGGCCUUGGAGAGUCCAACGCCGAGGGCAAAGAAGAG